This is a messenger RNA of Lasiodiplodia theobromae, 2067 nucleotides long. RefSeq names its product Alpha-L-rhamnosidase. The coding region runs from base 1 to 2067 and encodes 688 amino acids. Lineage: Eukaryota; Fungi; Ascomycota; Dothideomycetes; Botryosphaeriales; Botryosphaeriaceae. Gene Ontology annotation, biological process: carbohydrate metabolic process. The transcript is spliced from 3 exons. The record is from RefSeq and is a predicted model, not a curated record.
AUGGCUCCGUCCAACUCAUUCUGCCGCACUGCGGCACUUCUCAGCACCGUGGCGGCUUCUGCGCUUGCAGUUCCCUACGAAGAAUACAUUCUUGCUCCUUCCAGCCGUACGCUGCACCCGGUCUCGGUCUGGAAGGUCAAUGGUACCGUCUCGGGCGCCGAGAGCGUGACCGGUGACGCCCUGGGCAGCGCGACCUUCACCGACGCCUCGGCCAUCACCUUCGACUACGAGAAGAACAUCGCCGGUGUCGUCUCAUUGACUGUGGGCGACGUGUCGGACGAGAACCAGUACAUCGGCAUCACCUUCUCUGAGAGCUCGCUCUGGAUCUCGGGCGAGGGCAGCGAUGCCACGGCCGAUGCCGGCAUCGACGAGACGCUGUGGUUCCAGCCCAAGGAGGCGGGCGUGUACACCGUGCCCAGGCAGAACGAGCGCGGUGCGUUCAGGUACCUGAGCUUGGUGCACAACACCACGGGCAGCUUGGAGGUCACGCAGGUCACGACGCAUUACACGGCUAUGCCGCACUACGCCGACGACCAGCUUAGGAAUUAUACGGGCUACUUCCACUGCGAUGAUGAGCUACUGAACCGUGUGUGGUAUGCCGGCGCAUACACCAACCAGAUCUGCACCAUCGACCCCAAGUAUGGCGAUUCCCUCAUCUACCUCAACAAGAUCACUUCGAACAUGAGCUCCGACGACGUUGGCUCCCUGCCGUGGUAUGUCAACUACACAAUCACCAACGGCACCUCGGCACUCGUCGAUGGCGCCAAGCGUGACAGACUGGUCUGGGCUGGCGAUAUGGCCAUCGCUGUGCCUGGCGUCGUCGCUUCGACGAACGACCUGAUAUCCAUACAAAACUCUCUCAACUCGCUCUUCGACAUCCAGAACAAGAGUUCCGGGCAGCUCCCGUACGCCGGCCGGCCAUUCACUUACAUACUUUCGCACACGUACCAUCUUUACACGGUCAUUGGCGUUGCCGACUAUUUCUUGUACUCGGGCGACAUGGACUAUCUGCAGAGCAUGUGGGACAGCAUCAAGCUGGCCAUGGACUUUUCUCUCAGCUUCAUCGACUCCAGCGGCCUGAUGAACGUGACGUCGGCGAACGACUGGCUGCGCUUCGGCAUGGGCGGGCACAACAUCGAGGCCAACGCCAUCCUCUACUACACCAUCAACCAGGUGUCCAUCCUCGCCUCAGCCCUCAACGAGACGGACCUCCUCAGCUCCUGGUCCACGACCGCCUCGGGCAUCAAGGCCGCCGCCAACGAGCUGCUCUGGGACGCGUCGUCCGGGCUGUACCGCGACAACGAGACGACGACGCUGCACCCGCAAGACGGCAACGCGUGGGCCGUCGUGGCCAACCUGACGCUCAACUCGACGCAAGCGGCGCAGAUCUCGACCAACCUGGCGGGGCGGUGGACCGAGUACGGGGCGCCGGCUCCGGAGGCGCACGACGCCAUCUCGCCCUUCAUCAGCGGCUUCGAGCUGCAGGCGCACGUGGCGGCGGGCAACGCAUCGGCGGCGCUGGCCCUGACGCGCCUGCAGUGGGGCUUCAUGCUCGACGACCCACGCAUGACCAACAGCACCUUCAUCGAGGGCUACAGCACCACCGGCGACCUGCACUACGCUCCUUACAACAACGACCCCCGCAUCAGCCACGCCCACGGCUGGGCUACCGGCCCCACCGGCGUCCUCACCUUCCGCGUCGCCGGCAUCCAGCUCACCACCGCCGCCGGCGAGACCUGGCGCGUCGAGCCGAGCUUUGGUGACUUGACCCGCGUCGAGGCUGGCUUCUCCACUAACCUCGGCGCCUUCAGCACCAACAACACGAGGGACGCCGACACGGGCGCCUUCAACAUUGCCUUCGAGACGCCCGAGGGGACGACUGGCGCCGUGAGCGUCGAGUACCCGUCUUGCGCCGGCACCUUGACGGUGAAGCCCGAUGGUGGGUCGGAGGCGGAGACGGUGACGAAGGAGAUUGAGAAGAAAGAAGACAAGGCUCUGGCUGAGAGAGUCGAGGUCGAUGGCUUGAGUGGUGGGAAGUGGACCGUCGAGUUUGCUUGCUCUUCUUGA